UUACGCGUAUCGUUGGGCUCCCGACGUAAUUUUCCUAUUGUCUAGUGUGACGAUUUUGUUUUCGUUGUAGGGAUGGACAACUACACGUCUCUCGCUCUGACUGUCCACAGAACAGACGACGAUCCUGUCACUUGGAACAGCGUUUUGCGUUUGGUGGUAUUGACUUUGGUAUCCACGUGCGGUAGCAUCGGAGGUAUAUUCGUCAUAAGUGGAGUGGUGGUGGUGGAACCCCUUCAGACACGCGGCAACAUCUACCUUGUCAACUUCGCCCUCGGACACUUGCUGGUGACAGCCCUGGUGCUGCCGUCGUACUGCGUCGCCAUCUUGGCCGGGAUUCCCAACGAGAGUACUUUCUGCACGUUUCAAUGGCUGACCACGUCUGUAUGUUUUAUAGUGUCCGUCCUGUCCGCCAUGUUCGUGUCCAUCGACAAUUUCCUGGGGCUGGGGCAGGUGGUGACUUACAACGUCUGCUGCACAAAAGGUAAAAUCAUCUUUUCCGUUUUCUUCAGCUGGAUGGCCGCUAUCGGAUUCGCCGUGGGCCAACACGUCAUGGAAUACGGACCCGUUCUCUGUCAGCUGACUAACAACCCGCGCGAAUUGACGUGGUUACCGUAUCAGAUCGCCAUGGGCUGUUUUUUGAUAUUGUUGCCGCUGCUACUGUGCAUCUGGUACUUCACGCGCUCCGUCAUAAAACUGAAGAGUUUCAAGCAAGAAAUGACACAGCUGGACAACCCGAUGGCUUACGUCCUGACCGACGAGCACCUCCUAAGAAGCAAUAUCGUCAUAUUCAUCCUGAUGCUGCUGAUGUGGAUGCCUCUAGUUGUGUCUUCUGCAAUUAACGUCGUCAUGCCGAUCGAUAUCAAUUUAAUCAGCACGUCCUGGUGGGUGGCCGUCACCAAUUCCUGUAUUUACAGUUACGUGUACGCGGCAACCAAUAAGGAAUUUCGAGAGGCAUUCAAUAAGCUCUUCUAUUACUGCUGCUGUAAGAGUCACAUAACGAUUUCCAGACGUCAGAGAGACAUGCACAGAAGCGGCAACGGGAUCGGCCUGAGAGUACAUAUCAUUCCCAGUCUCAACAUUUAUGCACAAAGAAAAGAAAACUUCAAAGAGUCCAAAUCUCCUUACGAUCUCUAAAACACAGAGCCAUCGAGUGUGCCUUGAGCAAUAAAGGAUUCCAGAAACGAAACUGAAUUUCACACUUAAAAUCAAAAGCGCUUAGUGUUUAAGGUGCAUACGGUAUUUUUAUUUAUUUAUUUAUUUAUGUGGAAACAAUAUAUGCAAGACAGGUCAUAUAAUUCUUUACGGAAAUCUUACGCUAGUAGUCGAGCCCAUCAUAAACACACGACGUUUUCGAAAAUUUGGCAACUUUUAGUGCCAUCCUCUCUAACUUCUGAAAUAUUCCUUUCCAAUUCGUUAUAAAUGAUAGAAAAAAAACUAUCACACUGCCCUUAAGACUGUUAACGUUGGAGCUAAUUUUGCAAAUCGAUUAAAUGUGGGAAAUUAUUUAAAAAAAAAUAAUUAAUUAAUAAUAAUCAUCAAAAUAUUUUAUUAAAAAAAAAGAGGAGGGGGGAAAACAUUUUUUUAAACUCAGAAUAUUCCAUCCAGAUUGUUAAAUAGCAGUUAUCAUUAAAUAUAUCCUAUAUUAUCUCAUAUCUAUCAAUACAUAUACACAAACACAUGAAAGAAAAUUGAAUAGUCAUUGUUGACUUUCUGAAUAAUAUCUACAAAAGUGAAUAAAUAAAUAUUUAUAAAUUAUUUUAAUAAAUGUAUAGUCUAUAAAGUGAAGAUGGUAAUUUAGUAGAAACAACAACAACAAAAAAAGAGAAGAACAAUUUUCAUAAAAGAUUUCAAUUUCGAAGUGUAGCCGGUGAUAGUUUCCUGAUUUCAUAAUGUGUAAUAUUCUAUGCUUAUUUGUGUAUGAACUGAACAUACAAAACUGUUAUAAAUACUUCUUUUUUUGAUUUAAUAAAAUUUACAGAUAUUACAGUCUGA
This is a messenger RNA of Centruroides sculpturatus (bark scorpion), 1992 nucleotides long. Its product is annotated as melatonin receptor type 1A-like. Gene Ontology annotation, molecular function: G protein-coupled receptor activity; peptide binding. NCBI's taxonomy places the organism in Eukaryota, Metazoa, Arthropoda, Arachnida, Scorpiones, Buthidae. The coding region runs from base 73 to 1134 and encodes 353 amino acids. Gene Ontology annotation, biological process: G protein-coupled receptor signaling pathway. The record is from RefSeq and is a predicted model, not a curated record. Gene Ontology annotation, cellular component: membrane. The transcript has a single exon.